This is a messenger RNA of Pelobates fuscus (common spadefoot toad), 921 nucleotides long. RefSeq names its product olfactory receptor 8A1-like. Gene Ontology annotation, biological process: G protein-coupled receptor signaling pathway. Gene Ontology annotation, molecular function: odorant binding; olfactory receptor activity; G protein-coupled receptor activity. The transcript has a single exon. The record is from RefSeq and is a predicted model, not a curated record. Lineage: Eukaryota; Metazoa; Chordata; Amphibia; Anura; Pelobatidae. Bases 1 to 921 code for a protein of 306 amino acids. Gene Ontology annotation, cellular component: membrane.
AUGAAUGGUUCAAGCCAGCCCACAGUGACAUAUUUUAUUAUAAGAGGGAUUUCUGACCUUACCGAUCUGCAAGCUCCAAUCUUCCUUCUGGUUCUGGCCAUUUAUCUCAUCAGCCUCACUGGUAACAUGACCAUCCUUCUCCUGGUCUGUUUGGAUCAUCACCUUCACACUCCCAUGUACUUCUUCUUGGGCAAUCUGUCUAUCCUAGACAUGUCUUCCACCACUAUUACUUUACAUAAAAUCCUUGUUAAUUUUGUAACGGGAGACCAUGGAGUUUCUUUCUUUGCUUGUAUGACACAAAUGUAUGUAUUUUCAUCCUUUUCAUGUGAUGGGUUGUACCUCCUGACAGCCAUGAGCUAUGACCGCUAUGUGGCCAUCUGCAAUCCCUUGCGAUACCCAGUCCUUAUGAAUCAUAGAGUUUGUGCUCUCUUGGCUACUGUGUGCUGGACUUUGGGUUUGACACAAAUUCUUCCUAUCUUGAUCUUUCUAUCAACUCUCUCACAUUUCAAGUCCAAUAUAAUAAAUCACUUCUUCUGUGACAUUGUGCCCCUUAUAAGACUUUCUUGUAGUGACACCUCUUAUAUUGAAUUAUUUAUUUUCAUCAAUGGGCUGUUUCUUUCCACUUGUCCCUUUGUUUUUACAUUUUUCUCCUACGUUUGUAUUAUUAACUCAAUCUUGAAAAUUAGUUCCAAUACGGGAAGACGUAAAGCCUUCUAUACAUGUUCCUCCCACCUUACUGUUGUUAUCCUUUUGUAUGUAACUCUCGGAAGUCAAUACUUGGUGCCAACAUCAGCAGACAAACUGGACUCCAAUAAACUGUUCUCUCUUUUUAAUACGGCAGCAGUCCCGAUGUUAAACCCUCUGAUUUACAGCUUAAAAAAUAAAGACGUGAAGUCAGCUCUAAGUCGAAGAUUGAAAUAG